AUGAACACCACUGAGCUCACUUUUGGGAUCGUAUUUCUGUUCCAAAUGGGAAUCGGCCUCUUAGGGAACAUUGUCCUUCUCCUGUUCUAUAUCCGCAUGGCCUCUUCCAGCCCCAAGCUGAGCCCGUCAGACUUGGGCUUUGCCCACCUGGUCUUGGCUAAUACCAUCAUCCUCCUCGCCUUUGGAAUCCCAGAGACCAUGUCUGCUUGGGGAUGGAGAAAUUUCCUGGACGGUGUUGGAUGCAAAAUCCUCAUUUAUCUGUUUCGAAUGGCCCGCAGCCUCGCCAUCUGCAGCACCUGCCUCCUGAGCAUCUUCCAGGCCAUCACCAUCAGCCCCGGGACCUCUCGGUGGGCCCGGAUCAAAGCCAGGCUGCCCAAGUGCAUCUUCCCCUCCUGCCUCCUGUCCUGGGGCCUCAGUCUGCUCGUGGAUUUUGAUGUGCUGGUGAACAUGACAGGCCCCCAGAACAGCAGCGUUCAACUCAUGUUGGAUCUCAAAUAUUGCUCCAAAGUCAGUAUCAGCGCGGAAACCACUCUACUCAUCGUGGUCGUGCGCUCUUUGCGCGACCUCGUCUUCGUGGGGCUCAUGAGCUUGGCCAGCGGCUACAUGGUGUUCGUCCUGCACAGGCACCACCAGCGGGUCCGGCACCUCCACGCGCACGGGCGGUCCCCCGGGGCGACGCCUGAGGUCAGAGCAGCCAAGAGGGUCGUGGCCCUGGCAACGCUCUAUGUCCUUCUCCAUGGGCGACAUUCGAUCAUGCUGAGCGUCAUACUGAACAUGAAAGAGAAGCCCUUUCUGUUGGUGACCAGCCACAUGGUGUUAGGGUUCACGUUCUCCACCGUGAGUCCGCUCCUGCUGAUUCACAGUGACCGGAGAAUCAGGACAUUCUGGAAAAGGGAAUCUCUUGAUGCCAAUGCGAGCUAUUCAUAG
This is a messenger RNA of Ornithorhynchus anatinus (platypus), 927 nucleotides long. Its product is annotated as vomeronasal 1 receptor ornAnaV1R3160. The transcript has a single exon. Bases 1 to 927 code for a protein of 308 amino acids. Gene Ontology annotation, molecular function: pheromone receptor activity. Gene Ontology annotation, cellular component: membrane. Lineage: Eukaryota; Metazoa; Chordata; Mammalia; Monotremata; Ornithorhynchidae. The record is from RefSeq and is marked inferred. Gene Ontology annotation, biological process: G protein-coupled receptor signaling pathway.